Messenger RNA from Paramormyrops kingsleyae, 13455 nucleotides. It is a transcript of the gene unc80, whose product is annotated as unc-80 homolog (C. elegans). Gene Ontology annotation, cellular component: cation channel complex; axon. Gene Ontology annotation, molecular function: monoatomic cation channel activity. Gene Ontology annotation, biological process: monoatomic cation homeostasis. Lineage: Eukaryota; Metazoa; Chordata; Actinopteri; Osteoglossiformes; Mormyridae. The record is from RefSeq and is a predicted model, not a curated record.
UAUCUCCUCGUGCUGUUCAGCUUCUUCUCAAGCAUUCUGCUCUCCUGUGGAUUUCAGAAGAACCUGAAGCUGCAGCAGGUCUUGGUGGUGUGGGGGGGUUGUGUGGUGCUGCAGGGCACACUCAGUUGAUGAGAGUAGUUCUCAUGCACUGCUCACAGUCUGUGCAGCUAAUUUGCUGUUUGUGUGGAUGUUCAGUCAAGCUGUUCUAAACACUUUUAAAAAUCAACCCGUUUUGUAUCUAUACAUAAAUUCACAUUAAAUAAUCAAACAGGAACAAAGGGAAAAUAUAAUUGAUGUGAUCAUUGUCGUCUUUUCCCGUUUAAUAAUAAUUUAUAGGAAUAGUCAAAAGAAACUGGAGAACACAAUUUCACAUGAGACUAUGGGAGACAGUCACAAGUUGAUGGUUGGAGGCUGUUGACACAUAACUAUGGCAGUCUUAUUACGGAUGGAGAGUCAGCGGAAAGGCAAGUAUUUUAAAACGUGGAUGAUAUAGCAGCUUAAGAAGUCGGUAAAGCUGACUUCAAUGUCAAAUCGCGAAGCUUUUAUAAUAGAUAUAGGUUUUGUCAACAGCUCAUCCAAAUGGCAAAAACGGCCAAAAAAAGCACCUGUUGAAGGGUAUUUAGGGCUUAAUGAAGGGCCGACAGCUUGACAUUCCCCCCAUUCCCUGCGAGUCUGACUAACGGGCGGGCAGCUGCCGUACUGCGUCUUUAAGCCGGUGGCUCUGGCGCUGUUCGCGGAGGGAGGUGCUGAAGCUGGAGAUCCGCCGCCGCCGCCGAAGCCGCUCCGCGUCUGCAGCCAUUUUCCGCAUCCCGGGCAUCACCUGGACCGGCGGUCCCGAGCCGAGGGGAGCCGAACCGGGCCACGAUGGUUAAGAGGAAGAGCUUGGACGACCAGGAACAGGAGAGCAGUAGGGGCAUCCCUUUGCCGAUCCAGACCUUCCUGUGGAGGCAGACGAGCGCGUUUCUGCGGCCGAAAUUGGGCAAACAGUAUGAAGCCUCCUGUGUGUCCUUUGAGCGUGUCCUGGUGGAAAACAAGCUGCACGGCCUCUCGCCGGCCUUGUCCGAGGCCAUCCAGAGCAUCUCCCGCUGGGAGCUGGUCCAGGCUGCACUGCCUCACGUUCUCCACUGCACAGCCAUCCUGCUCUCCAACAGGAACAAGCUGGGGCACCAGGACAAGCUGGGUGUGGCGGAGACCAAGCUGCUGCACACCCUGCACUGGAUGCUGCUGGAGGCUGCCCAGGAGUGCCACCAGGAGGCAGGCCUGGGCCAUGGCUGGUCGGGCAGCGGAAGCAGCGCGUUCCUGCAGCCGCUGGGGAACCAGGGCUCCCCGGGAGGUGCCCCCCGCUGCAGCGGCUCGCUGGACGAGGACGAGCAUGCCCGCGCCAAGUUCUUCCACAAGAGCAUGGCCACCGUGGAGCUCUUUGUCUUCCUCUUUGCGCCGCUCGUCAACCGCAUCAAGGUCCCGCCCCCCUGUUCCAUCCCUGGGGACCGCCUGGAGUCGGACCUGACCUUCCGGCUGACCAGCGGGCUGGUGAUCUGGCAGGCCAUGUGGGAGCACCGGCAGCCCGACGUGCCGGCCUUCUCCGCGCUCAUCAAGCCCGUGAGGAACAUAGUGACAGCCAAAAGGAACUCGCCACCCAAUAACCAGUGCAGCCCCGGUGGUCCCAGUAACCCUGGUCCAAUGGGUUUCCAGGUGGUGUGUGAAACCAGCCAAUCAGAUUUCUCCCCUGUGCUGACGGGCAGGCAGAGCUGUCGACGCGGCAAUUCUGUGGAAGGAGGCGGGCCUUCACAGCAGCUUCCCCGGGACAGGGGGGUGGCGCAGAAGAAGUCCCACGGCGGCCUUCCCAUGAUGCAGCGGUCCCGUUACGCCACCUACUUCGACGUGGCCGUGCUUCGCUGUCUGCUUCAGCCUCACUGGACAGAGGAGGGCGUGCACUGGGCUCUUACCUUCUACCUGCAGCGUCUCCGGCAGAUCCUGGAGGAGAAGCCGGAGAGGCCGGCCGAACUGCAUGCCACGCCCCUGCCCCGCCCACGUAGCAGCUCCAUGGUGGCCACUGCCCCCUCCCUGGUCAAUACCCACAAGACACAGGACAUGACCCAGAAGUGCAAUGAAGAGGAGAAAUCUUUGAGCUCUGAAACCUUCUCCAAAGUGUCCUUGACCAACCUCCGGAGACAGGCCGUCCCUGACCUCGCCUCUGACCUGGGCAUGAACAUCUUCAAGAAGUUUAAGAAUCGGCGCGAGGACCGGGAACGCAAGGGCUCCAUCCCUUUCCACCACACGGGCAAGAAGCGACAGCGCCGUAUGGGCGUGCCGUUCCUGCUGCACGAGGACCACCUGGACGUCUCACCCACACGCAGCACCUUCUCCUUCGGCAGCUUCUCGGGCCUGGGGGAUGAUCGCAGGGGCCUGGACCGGAGCGGCUGGCAGGCUACCAUAAUGGGGAAAUUCACAAGGCGGGGCAGCACGGAUGCGACUGGAGACAUGGACAGUUUGGGCGCCAAGCACUCGCACUCUCACCACACUCUGCUGAGGGACAUGCCCGACCACUCCAACAGCCACAGCGACAAUACCGUCAAGGAAGUGCGUUCCCAGAUCUCCACCAUCACCAUGGCAACGUUUAACACCACGGUGGCCUCUUUCAACGUGGGCUAUGCCGACUUCUUCACGGAGCAUGUGAAGAAGUUGUGCAACCCGGUACCAGCGGCUGAGCUGGUCAGUGAGCCUCUGGCAUGUGCCAACCUCCCCCGCAGUCUGACUGACUCCUGCAUCAACUACUCCUGCCUGGAGGAGGGCGACAACAUCGACGGCACAAACAACUUCAUCCUGAAGAACGGCAUGCUGGACCUGGCCGCCGUGAUGCAAGCGCUCUACGCGGUACUGACCCACGAUAUCAGCUCGCGCAUCUGCGACGUGGCCCUCAACAUCAUCGAGUGCCUGCUCCAGCUGGGCGUGGUCCCCAACGCCAGGAGCAGGUCCACCCACAUGGAAGACAAGGAGAAUCAUGAGACGCGCACCAAGGAGACCGCCGGCCAGACCGCCACCACCUCCCCGUGGGCCGUGCCCGGGGCCGCUGCGGGUGCACCCGCGGGGGGUGGCGGGGGCGGGGGCGGGGGCGGGGGCGGAGACGGCGGCGGAAGCGGGGGAGGCGGUGGAGGAGGUGGGGGAGGCGGAGGAGGCAGUGAAGAUGAGGCUAAGAACAACAAAGAGAAAGAGAGCAAGGAGGGUGCCCCCCCACUGAGCACGCACCGGCUGGCCCUCACCAUGCUCAUCAAGAUUGUGAAGUCUCUGGGCUGCGCGUACGGCUGUGGUGAAGGCCAUCGGGGGCUCUCAGGAGACCGGCUGAGGAUGCAGGCCCAGAGUUGCCUAACCCGGCUCUACAAGUUGGACAAGAUGCAGUUCCGGCAGACCAUGAGGGAAUACGUCACCAAGGACUCUCUCAACAACGUGGUGGACUUCCUACAUGCUCUGCUGGGGUUCUGCAUGGAGCCCAUCACAGACAAUAAGGCCGGCUUUGGAAACAACUUUACUACAAGGGACAGCAAGUCUGUAGCACAGAGCAUGGAGACGGUGGUCGUGGGCUGCAUGUUCAAGUCCCUGAUAACACGCUGUGCUUCCACCACCCACGAGCUGCACAGCCCAGAGAAUCUGGGCCUGUACUGUGACAUUCGUCAGCUGGUCCAGUUCAUCAAGGAGUCCCAUGGGAAUGUGUUCCGGCGAGUAGCACUGAGUGCGCUGCUGGACAGUGCUGAGAAGCUCACCACAACAAAGAAGCCUGAGGAAAAGGAGGAGCCCAAGCAGACUGGGACCAGAAGGUCCGAACCAGGGGAGAAGGGACAGCCCUCCACUACAGCCGACGAGUGCCGCAGUCUGAUCUCUAGCAGACCCCCCCAGACCCCCGAGCACGAGGAACAGAUUCCGGGAGCAUUGCUGGGUCGAAAGGACUUCUGGAGGAAGAUGUUCAAGUCGCAGAGCGCGGCAAGCGACACCAGCAGCCAGUCGGAGCAGGACACCUCGGAGUGCACGACAGCCCACUCGGGCACCACCACAGACCGGCGCUCGCGCUCACGCUCUCGCCGCAUCUCGCUGCGCAAGAAGCUCAAGCUGCCCAUCGGAAACUGGCUCAAGCGCUCAUCUCUGUCGGGCCUGACGGACGGCGUGGAGGACUUGCUGGACAUCAGCUCUGUGGACAGGCUCUCCUUCAUCCGGCAGAGCUCCAAGGUGAAGUUCACCAGUGCGGUGAAGCUGUCAGAAGGCAGUGCGGCGGAGUACAGCCGGGACGAGGAGGAGAACUUCUUCAAGCGGCUCGGUAAAUGGCGGUCUGGCCGGCGGAACCCGUCCAAGCUCCACCACCCCGAGGAAAAAGAUGGGUGUCAUGGCUUCCAGGAGCGUCUGGCUGCCAGUCAGGAGGUUAUGAAGAACAAGAACGUGGUGAACCUGGGCGCCAUCCGGCAGGGCAUGAAGCGCUUCCAGUUCCUGCUGAACUGCUGUGAGCCAGGCACCAUCCCAGACGCCUCCAUCCUGGCGGCCGCCCUGGACCUGGAAGCUCCUGUAGUGGCACGGGCCUCCCUCUUCCUUGAAUGUGCCCGUUUCGUCCAUCGCUGCAACCGCGGCAACUGGCCGGAGUGGAUGAAGGGCCAUCACGUGAACAUCACCAAGCGGGGUCUCUCUCGAGGCCGCUCCCCAGUGGUGGGCAACAAGAGGAACCAGAAGCUUCAGUGGAAUGCGGCCAAGUACUUCUGCCAGUGGGCCGACGCAAUCGGUACCCGCCUGAGCGAGCUCUGCCACUCGGACAGUGAGAGUCCCGCCAACAUCUUGGGCUUCAUCUACGACGAGGAGAGCAAACGGCGCAUGCGGAAGGAGGAUGAGGAAGAGGACUUCCUAGACGACAACACGGUCAACCCGACUAAAUGCUGCUGCCCGUUUGCCCUGAAGAUGGCCGCCUGUCAGCUGCUCCUGGAGGUCACAACCUUCCUGAGGGAGACGUUCCCCUGUCUCCCACGGCCCCGCGCUGAGCCCCUGGUGGACCUGGAGAGCUGUCGCCUGCGCCUGGACCCGGAGCUGGGCCGGCACCGCUACGAGAGGAAGAUCAGCUUUGCGGGGAUCCUGGAUGACGAGGACGGCCAUGACUCACUGAACAGCAGCAGUCACACGCUCAAGUCUGACACAGCCUGCGAUGACAAGAAGACCCAGGAGCCCCUAGCUCCCAUCAGGAAGAUCCGCAUCGGGGGUUCCCGCCUGCUGCAGAUCAAGGGGGCCCGCAGCUUCCGGGUGAAGAAGGGGGGUUCCCUGUCCUCCAUCCGCCGGGCCGGCAGCCUCAAGAGCACCAAGCUGUCCCGGCAGGAUUCGGAGUCGGAAAACGAGGAGGGCCUGCUGUCCCAGAGCAGGGACACGGUCACAGACAUUGGGAGUCCCUGGAGCACCAGUGAACCCAGCAUAGAGCCAGAGGGACUCAGCACUGGUGGGACUGAGGAGAACUACCACCGCAACAUGUCCUGGUUGCACAUCAUGAUCCUGUUGUGCAACCAGCAGAGCUUCAUCUGUACCCACGUGGACUUCUGCCACCCCCGCUGCUAUCAGUACCACAGCCGCUCCUGCGCCCGUCUGGUGCGCGCCAUCAAGCUGCUGUACGGUGAGGCGGUGGACGGCCCAGCUAGCAGCACCGGCCCCCGUGCCAAGAAGGCCAAGGAGUGCUCAGACAAAUCCUGCCUCCGGACGCCGUCCAUGAAGAAACAGCCCACUGACAGCAACGCGGAGGGGAAGAAGGACACAGGGAUGCUCAAGUACAUCCGCAACCAGGUGAUGAGCAUGUCGCCUGCCCCCCUAUCCCUGCUAAUCAAGGCGGCCCCCAUUCUGACGGAGGAGAUGUACGGGGACGUGCAGCCAGCGGCCUGGGAGCUGCUGCUCAGCGUGGACGAGCACAUGGCCGCCGCAGCCGCCGCCAUGUUCCUGCUGUGUGCGGUGAAGGUGCCCGACACAGUCACCGACAUGAUGAUGGCAGAGUUCCACCACCAGGAGGCAGGGCAGCGCAUAAACUCGGUGCUGAAGUUCUACACCCUGUGGCGGUUCCGGUACCAGGUGUGGCCCCGCAUGGAGGAGGGAGCCCAACAGAUCUUCAAGAUACCACCUCCAAGCAUCAAUUUCACCCUACCCUCCCCAAUCCUGGGCAUGCCCUGUGUGCCCAUAUUUGACCCCCCCUGGGUCCCCCAGAAUGCAGGCAGUGUCCAGGACCCGAUCAACGAGGACCAGUCUAAAUCCUUUUCAGCGCGUGCAGUGUCCCGGUCCCACCAGCGGGCGGAGCACAUCCUGAAGAACCUGCAGCAGGAGGAGGAGAAGCGGCGUCUGGGCCGGGAGGCUAGCAUCAUCACUGCCAUCGCCAUAACGCAGGAGGCCUGCUACGAGCCCACCUGCAGUCCGCCUCCAGAGCAAGAGGAGGAAGCAGAAGAAGUGGUGAACCUGGCGUCCCGCCGCCUGUCGGUCAGCCCCUCCUGCGCCUCCAGCAACUCCCACCGCAACUACUCCUUCCGCAGGGGCUCUACCUGGUCGGUGCGCUCCAUCGUCAGUGCCGAAGAUGAGGAGAACACCACGGAACACACGCCCACACACCACGUGCUCCAGCCCCCGCAGGCCGUGUUCCCAGCAUGCAUUUGUGCCGCCGUGCUGCCCAUCGUGCACCUGAUGGAAGACGGCGAGGUGCGGGAGGAUGGCGUGGCAGUGAGUGCGGUGGCCCAGCAGGUUCUGUGGAACUGCCUGAUUGAGGACCCAGCCCUGGUGCUCAGGCACUUCCUGGAAAAACUGACGGUCAGCAACAGACAGGAUGAGCUGAUGUAUAUGCUGAGGAAGUUGCUGCUGAACAUUGGCGACCUGCCUGCUCAGACCUCACACAUCCUCUUCAACUACCUGGUGGGCCUGAUCAUGUACUUCGUACGGACGCCGUGUGAGUGGGGAAUGGAUGCCAUCUCUGCCACUCUGACCUUCCUGUGGGAGGUGGUGGGAUAUGUGGAGGGCCUCUUCUUUAAAGACCUGAAGCAGACCAUGAAGAAGGAGCAAUGUGAGGUCAAGCUGCUGGUCACUGCCUCCAUGCCAGGAACGAAGACCUUGGUGGUGCAUGGGCAGAAUGAAUGUGACAUCCCUACCCAGCUGCCUGUGCAUGAGGACACACAGUUUGAGGCAGUACUGAAGGAGUGCCUGGAGUUCUUCAAUAUUCCUGAGGCCCGGUCUGCACACUAUUUCCUCAUGGACAAACGCUGGAACCUCAUACACUACUCCAAGACCUACGUGAGAGACAUCUACCCGUUCCGCAGGUCCGUGUCUCCCCAGCUCAACCUGGUCCAUAUGCUGCCAGAGAAGGGCCAAGAACUCAUUCAGAAGCAGGUGUUCUCCCGGAAGCUGGAGGAGGUCGGCCGCGUGCUCUUCCUCAUCGCCCUCACGCAGCGCAUGCCGGCCGCGCACAAGCAGUCCCACGUCUCCCUGCUGCAAGAGGACCUCCUCCGCCUGCCCUCCUUCCCUCGCACCGCCAUCGACGCCGAGUUCUCCCUCUUCAGCGAGUCUCAGGGCAAGGAGUUGUUUGGCCUGGACACCCUUCACAAGGUCUUGUGGAUCAAACUGCUGGAGGAGAUGUUCCUGGGAAUGCCCAGUGAGUACCCCUGGGGAGACGAGAUCAUGCUCUUCCUCAAUGUCCUCAAUGGGGCCCUUCUGCUGCACCCUGAGGACAGCGCCCUCCUCAGGCAGUACACUGCCACUGCCAUCAACACAGCUGUGCACUUCAACCACCUCUUCUCACUCAGUGGCUACCAGUGGAUCCUGCCCACCAUGCUGCAGGCUUAUGCCGACUACGAGAGCAACCCACUGCUGCGGCAGGGUAUGGAGUUCUGUUUCCGGCAGUUCUACGUGCUGCACCGCAAGCCCUUCAUCCUGCAGCUGUUUGCCAGCGUAGCCCCCCUGCUGGAGUUUACGACCAGCACCAGCACGGGUCUGUCCAAAGGCGUCUCUGCCCAGUGCCUCUUCGACCUGCUGGUGUCCCUAGAGGGAGAGACCCCAGACACACUGGAUGCCCUACAGCUCGUCAAGGCUGAGAAGCCCCUCCGAUCUCUGGACUUCUGCUAUGGUAAUGAAGACCUGGCUUUCUCCAUCAGCGAGUCCAUCAAGCUGUGCGUGACCGUCGUGGCCUACGCCCCCGAGUCCUUCCGCAGCCUGCAGAUGCUGAUGGUCCUGGAAGCGCUGGUGCCCUGCUUCCUACAGAAGCUGAAGAGCAGCACCGUAGCCCUGGAGUCGGCCUCGGCGGCCCGCGACGAGAUAGCAGCCAUCGCGGCCCUGGCCACCUCGCUGCAGGCCCUGCUGUACAGCGUGGAGGCCCUCACGCGGCCCAUGACAGCCCCCCAGAUGAGUCGCUGUGACCAGGGCCACAAGGGAGCGACCACAGCCAACCACACCAUGUCUGGCGGCGCCAACACCCGAGAUAAUCUGCACCUCCUGGAGGAGGGCCAGGGCAUGCCCCGUGAGGAGCUGGACGAGCGCAUCGCCCGCGAGGAGUUCCGCCAUCCACGCGAGUCGCUCCUCAACAUCUGCACCGAGUUCUACAAGCACUGCGGCCCUCGGCUGAAGAUCCUGCAAAACGUGGCCGGCGAACCGCGCGUCACGGCCCUGGAGCUGCUGGACAUCAAGUCCCACAUGAGGCUCGCUGAGAUCGCGCACUCACUGCUGAAGCUGGCCCCCUAUGACACGCUGACCAUGGAGAGCCGCGGCCUGAAGCGCUACAUGACAGAGAUGUUGCCCAUCACCGACUGGGCCGCUGAGGCGGUGAGGCCAGCCCUCAUCCUCAUCCUCAAGAGGCUGGACCGCAUGUUCAACAAGAUCCACAAGAUGCCCACACUCCGGAGACAGGUGGAGUGGGAGGCAGCCAGCAGCCUCAUCGAGGGCAUCUGCCUCACCCUGCAACGGCAGCCCAUCAUCUCCUUCCUGCCCCACCUGCGCUCCCUCAUCAACGUCUGUGUCAAUCUCGUGAUGGGGGUUGUGGGUCCCUCCAGUGUGGCCGACGGGCUGCCGCUGCUUCACCUGAGCCCCUAUUUGUCCCCGCCACUCCCCUUCAGCACCGCCGUCGUACGCCUGGUGGCCCUGCAGAUCCAGGCUCUGAAGGAUGACUUUCCCCUCAGUCACGUGAUUUCACCCUUCACCAAUCAGGAGAGGCGAGAAGGGAUGCUGCUUAACCUGCUUAUUCCAUUUGUGCUGACCGUGGGGUCAGGAAGCAAAGACAGCCCCCACCUGGAGCAGCCAGAGGUUUUCCUGCUCCUGCAAACGGUCAUCAACAUCCUGCUGCCCCCCCGUAUCAACAGCACGUCACGCAGCAAGAACUUCAUGCUGGAGAGCUCACCUGCCCACUGCUCCACACCGGGGGACACGGGGAAGGACAUGCGCCGGGAGGGGCUGGCUGAGUCCACCAGCCAGGCUGCGUACCUGGCCCUGAAGGUGGUGCUGGUAUGCUUCGAGCGCCAGCUGGGGAACCAAUGGUACCGGCUCAGCCUGCAGGUGAAGGAGAUGGCCAUGCGCAAGGUUGGCGGUCUGGCCUUCUGGGAUUUCAUCGACUUCAUCGUGCGCACACGCAUCCCCAUCUUCGUGCUGCUCCGCCCCUUUAUCCAGUGCAAGCUGCUAACCCAGCCGGCCGAGUCCCAGGAAGAGAUCACGGCCCGGCAUCACAUCGCCGACCAGCUAGAGCGCCGCUUCAUCCCCCGGCCGCUCUGCAAGAGCUCGCUGUUUGCCGAGUUCAACAACGAGCUGAAAAUCCUGAAGGAGGCGGUGCACAGUGGUUCUGCCUAUCAGGGGAAGACCUCCAUAAGCACGGUGGGGACUUCGACGUCCGCCUACCGGCUGAGCCUGGCCACUAUGUCGCGCUCCAACACGGGCACGGGGACGGUGUGGGAGCAGGACAGCCAGCCAUCGCGGCAGCCGUCGCAGGACACGCUGAGCCGCACGGACGAGGACGAGGAAGAAAGUCAGGGCCCCGUCCACACGCUCUGCCACCACGACUCGGUGAGCAUUCCCAGCGUGGUGAGUGACCACGAGGCCUUCUUGCCCCACGUCAUCACGCAGCGUCGCUUCUCCAGCCACGCCCCCGGGGUUUCCACCCCCCCGCCGGAACCUGGCAUGAGCAGCAUGCUCCCCAGUCACAGCGAACCCAAUGUGCUAGAUGAGUCCCAAGGGAUGCUGGAAGAGGGUAACCUGUCUAGGGUGGCCAGUGUGCAAAGCGAGCCGGGCCAGCAGAACCUGCUCAUACAGCCACCACUAGGCCGUAAAAGAGGCCUGAGACAGCUGCGGCGCCCCCUGCUGUCCAUGCAGAAGAUCCAGAAUGAGCCGCGAGGACGGACUGGAGCUCGUCUGUCCACCACGCGGAGAAGCAUCCAGCCCAAAAACAAGCCUCUGGAAACUUUAUUGGACUGUGAAGCACAAACUGAACAGAAGAGGUCAGUGACCUUCACGGAGACCCAGCCCAACGUCACUGUGACGUCGGCAACUGACGACGAGGGUCCGGGUGAGGGCAAGAAGCUGAACGUGCCCCCCCCUGCCGGAUCCUCCUUGGCACCCAUCGCUGCAGACUCACACAGCCCUGCCCGAGGCCCGCUCUCUGCUAUCCCUGACAGCAGGGAGAAGGAGCCGAGAGCACUCUGGGGCACCCUGUCCCCCUCCCCUCGGUCGACCCCCACGCCGCCCUCCUCCUCCCCCUUCCUCCCCCCGCUCCCUGUCCUGGAGACGCCAGCCCGCCCACUGCCCGCCGACCUGGUGCCCGAGAGUCCUGAGGACGAAGAGACCUCAGUGCUGCUCCAGCACUCGGACACGGUGCUGCACAUCAGCGAGGACAGCGGCACCGAGAACCCUCUCCUGGUCCCCUUACUGUCCCCUCGCAGGUCUCCUCAGCCGCUGUCCCCCGUGGACUUGGAUCUGGACGAGUCGCAUGUCUGAGUCCCCCUCAGCGCAGCCCCUAGAUGCAACCCUCACCCUCACCCUGUCCCUCCCUCGGUCAUGCGCCCCGACCCCCAAAGCCGCCCUUCAGAACUCGGGUGUAUGGUGUCUCCCGGCAGGGCUGCACCCUCCAGCCUCAUGGUGAUGAUCACUUGUCCUCGGGUUUAUGUUUAGAACAUACGCCAGGGUAAAUGUUUGUGGUUCUCCAUGACGAUACAUUUUUACCAAGUAUGACCGGCUAGAUUAAUUGUUCCUGCAAUGCACACAUAUAUGGCCAUUGUGCUGUGUGCUCCUAUUAGCCAUUGAACUGAUAGCUGUAAGUGUGUCCGGUUUUGAAGGGCAGCUCAGUACCUCGGCCCUGCUGGAGGACCCGCAGUACUGCAGGACGGGCUGUUUGAACGCACAAGCGCUUUGCUUUUGAGUAAGGUGGUUACUGGGUUAACUCUCUCUAGUUUGUAUUGACCAAAUACCAAACUAUGCUAUAAUAAUGUAGUUGAUGAGCUUUACAGCUCUCUUGUUUAGAAAUGAUAUUUCAGAUGAAUAUAGUAUAUUAGUUAUUUUCAGGUCUUCAGAAAGAUGAAUGUUUAUAUAUUGUAAUAGAUGGAAUCUAUAUAAUCUUGAUAUUUUCUUGACUAUAUAAUGAAUACACCCAUAUGCAUAAAGAUAAAUCAUAGAUGAAUUAUAGAAGUAACUAAUUAUUUGUCAGAAAUAAUAUUUUACUGAAAUAAUGUUGGUACCUAUGUGCAAUGAGAAUGAAAUGUUGGGAAUCAGGUAUUUUUUCCCAUGUUUAAACUUGAAGGACAUCAGGAGAGCAGCGCAGAAAGAUGGCUGACCACUGUGACUGGGUACUGAAACCCAGCAGCUGUAGCUAUGGGACCCGUCUUAGCUGUAGGAACUUUGUAGGAAUGGCAACUGACAUAACUAUGAGAGGCGACAUAGCUAUGGGAGACUUCGUAACUAUGGGAACUGUUGUAGCUAUGGGAGAUGUUGUAGCUAUCGAAGACUCUGUAGUUAUGAGAGCCGACAUAGCUAUGGGAGACCUCGUAACUAUGGGAGAUGUUGUAGCUAUGGGAACUGUCGUAGCUAUGGGAGACAUUGUAGCUAAGGGAACUGUUGUAGGUAUGGAAGACGUUGUAGCUAUGGGAACUGUCAUAGCUAUUGAAGACUCUGUAGUUAUGAGAGCCGACAUAGUUAUGGGAGACCUCGUAACUAUGGGAGAUGUUGUAGCUAUGGGAACUGUCGUAGCUAUGGGAGACAUUGUAGCUAAGGGAACUGUCGUAGGUAUGGAAGAUGUUGUAGCUAUGGGAACUGUCAUAGCUAUUGAAGACUGUAGUUAUGAGAGCGACAUAGCUAUGGGGGACUUCGUAGCUAUGGGAGACAUUGUAGCUAUGGGAUCUGUUGUAGCUAAUAGAGACUUCAUAGCUAUGAGAGAUCUUGUAGCUAUUGGGAACCAUCGUAGCUAUGGGAGACUUCGUAGUUAUGGGAGCCGGAUCCCAGGAACUGUGAGGUUAGUUGUUUGAGCUGCCAGGGUAGCUGGCCUCAGCAUCCCCGAGAAGCUCCCGCCCUUCUUGUCCUUUAAUAUAAUUAAGAACUUGAAUGUAGUCCUCUCCCCUCUAUGAAAAAUUAAUUUUCUCUCUUCACCCUCCAUGCGUGAUAUUGUGCCGGCUAACUGCGAUUUCCUCUUUCGGUGUCAGUGACAUACACCAAGAAUCCGUUUAUUUCUGAAGCUGGAUGAACGUGUCAGUUGAUGCUGCUGACCACAUAUUCCCAAUUUAAAGCCCCUUCCAUUUACUGGGGGUAUUUUAUACUGCACCUCAUCCUCCUCAGUCACUGUCUUACCUCUCUACCCCACAAAGCCUUAAACUGCAACAGUGGGAAGAUACCAACUUACCAAUCUACCCUGGUCACUGUCACCUUCCCCAUAACCUAUAUCACGCCAGAAUCAUACUUAUUAUUGGACCCACUGAGAGAGCAGGGUGAUUUUUGAAGGCAUACAUACCUGCUGCAUCUGUGCUGAGUUUGUGGCAUUUUAGCCGAUAGCAGAUGGUUUUAAUUGUAUAUUCCUGCCUUAGUUUGUUGUGCUCUCAUUGGUAUAUUUGUAUCCAUAUUAUAAAGGUAAAGUAUUUAGAUUGAACUCAAGCAGUGCUUUUCUUGGAUGUCGUCGUUGCAGAAUGGUCUCUGUAGAGCAGGCCUUAAUGCUAUACCACUGCACUGUGACCAGUUUUUGUGAUCGCUUCUGCUCUCUCAUCUUCAGCAACCCUUCCGCUUCGAGUGUUAUCGUUUCCUAGGGGUGUCUGUGUCAGUGUUUGCCGCUGAAAUCGCAGCCCCGACGCGACGUAGAAUUUUAAUGCGACGUGGUGCUCCGUUGUCAAGGUACUGUGGAACGUGUCAGCGUUUUGGUCUGUGUACACGCCGUGCACGCUUCUCUUCUUAGCCUUUCCAUGGAAGGAGAAAUAUGUGCUAUUUUGCUCUAAGCGUGACUUGUUUAGAAAAAUGGGAAAGUGA